Vidua macroura (Pin-tailed whydah) is the source of this 606-nucleotide messenger RNA. It is a transcript of the gene ANAPC15, whose product is annotated as anaphase promoting complex subunit 15. Gene Ontology annotation, biological process: regulation of mitotic cell cycle spindle assembly checkpoint. Lineage: Eukaryota; Metazoa; Chordata; Aves; Passeriformes; Viduidae. Bases 28 to 393 code for a protein of 121 amino acids. The transcript has 4 exons. Gene Ontology annotation, cellular component: anaphase-promoting complex. The record is from RefSeq and is a predicted model, not a curated record.
UGGCGUUGUCCUGGCGCUGCUCCCGCCAUGUCUACGACGUUCCCCUCCCUCCUGCCCCGCCUCACCGAGUCCCUCUGGUUCAACCUCGACCGGCCGUGCGUUGACGAGACCGAGCUGCAGCAGCAGGAGCAGCAGCACCAGGCCUGGCUCCAGAGCAUUGCUGAGAAGGACAACAACUUGGUGCCCAUAGGAAAGCCAGCGUCCGAGCACUAUGAUGAGGAAGAGGAGGAGGAUGAUGAAGAUGAUGAAGACAGUGAAGAGGACUCAGAAGAUGAUGAAGACAUGCAGGAUAUGGAUGAGAUGAAUGAUUAUAAUGAGUCUCCUGAUGAUGGGGAGAUCAAUGAGGUGGACAUGGAGGGGACAGAGCAGGAUCAGGACCAGUGGAUGAUCUGAUUCUGCCACAACCACACCAAAACAGAGGCUGGGGGAGAGCCUUUGCCCUCCAUGGCUCUGGGGGACAGUUCAGUGAAGCUCUUCCUUCCAUGGGUGCUGUGUGGGGCAGGAGGUUCAGAGGGAAGCCCCCCAGGGGAGCCAGAGGAGAAACUGCCACCUGGCAUACUGGAACUGACACAUCUUUUCUAAUAAACUCAGUUUUCAAGAAAACAA